UUAAGUGAAGAAGACAAAAUGCGUUUCCUAGUUGUUUGGUUGACAGUCAUCGCUGCCGUCGCAGCUGUACCCAGGAGCCCACAGCGUAUCGUUGGUGGCUCAGUUACCAACAUCAACAGCUACCCCGAGAUCGCCUCACUGCUGUACUCAUGGAACGGAUCAACAUUCAGCCAAUCCUGCGGAGGAUCCAUCAUUAACAACAGAUCCGUCUUGUCUGCUGCCCACUGCUUUGUUGGUGACCCAGCCAACAGAUGGCGUGUUCGCGUUGGUUCUACCAAUGCUAACAGCGGUGGUGUUGUCUAUAAUGUUGCCUCCAUCAUCAAUCACGGCAGUUACAACAGUGGAACCCAAGACAAUGAUGUUUCUAUCUUGCGUCUUGCUUCAAACAUUGGAUACACCAACGUUAUUCAGCCCGCUACCAUAGCUGGUUCCAAUUACAAUCUUGCUGACAAUCAAGUCGUAUGGGCUGCUGGAUGGGGUGCCACAUCUUUCGGUGGACCUGGUUCUGAACAGCUUCGCCACGUACAAAUCUGGACUAUCAACCAAGCUACCUGCAGAAGCCGCUACGCCGAGCUUGGACUUGGUAUCACCGACAACAUGUUGUGCUCCGGCUGGUUGGAUGUCGGCGGUCGCGACCAGUGCCAGGGUGAUUCUGGCGGUCCUCUCUACCACAACAGAGUCGUCGUCGGUGUUUGUUCUUGGGGUGUACAGUGCGCUCUUGCUCGCUACCCUGGCGUCAACGCUCGUGUCUCCCGCUACACUACCUGGAUCCAGAACAACGCUUAAAUCAUACAAUUGAAAUAUUCGCAUAUUCUACACUUAUUGCAUUAACAAUAAAUAUAGACUAUGCGGAUUAUAACUAAUUUAUCCAUAUUGUAAUCAUUAAA
This is a messenger RNA of Achroia grisella, 887 nucleotides long. RefSeq names its product trypsin, alkaline C-like. Gene Ontology annotation, biological process: proteolysis. Gene Ontology annotation, molecular function: serine-type endopeptidase activity. NCBI's taxonomy places the organism in Eukaryota, Metazoa, Arthropoda, Insecta, Lepidoptera, Pyralidae. The transcript has 4 exons. The record is from RefSeq and is a predicted model, not a curated record. The coding region runs from base 19 to 786 and encodes 255 amino acids.